CACACACACACUCACACAGAGCCAAAAAUGGCUUCUUUAUCUCUUCAUUCUUUUCUUACCAUUCAUGCCCAAUCUCGCUCUAAUAAUAAUAACAGUAAAACCACACGUAAGCAACAACUUUCCAUUAAACAUCCUAAAAAACCCACUUUCCGGCCACCACCGCUUUCUUCCGUCUCCGGCGGCGAAGCCACCACCUACACUCGCCUUCCUCCUUUAGAAGACGUCAUCGUUUCAAAACCCUUUAAAGAAGUCAAAUUAUCUGACUUGCCCAUCCCAAAACACAAACAAAAAGAUAUAGUAACUAAAAAUUCUGUCACUAAAACUAAAGAUAAGAUUUUUGAUGAAAAUGUAGAGAUUUUGGAUUCUGAAAAUGAAAAUGAAGAUGGAUUUGAUUAUGGGAAAUUUGAGUUAUUUGAGGUUAAUUCUGAUGAUGAAUUUGAUAGUGAUGGUGAAGAGUAUUUUGUAAAUGAAUUAGGAUUUGAGAAUGAAAAUCAAGAAAAUGUGUUGGAUUUUCAAGAAAGUUUGGAACUUGAUGAUGAAUUGAGGGAGAAAGAAAAAGGGGUGCCUGCAGUGAUGAGAUGUUUCGACAGGGCGAAAAUAUACGUAAGAUCGGGUGACGGUGGGAACGGGGUAGUGGCGUUUCGGCGUGAAAAGUUUGUACCUUUAGGGGGGCCAUCUGGGGGAGAUGGUGGAAGAGGGGGGAAUGUUUAUUUAGAAGUUGAUAGUGCUAUGAAUUCUUUGUUGCCAUUUAGGAAUAGUAUACAUUUUAGGGCAGGAAGAGGGAGUCAUGGACAAGGGAGUAAGAUGAACGGGGCGAAAGGUGAAGAUGUCGUUGUGAAAGUGCCACCGGGGACGGUUGUUAGAGGUGUUGGGAAAGAUGGAGUUGUUGGUGAUGUGUUGUUGGAGUUGUUGUAUGUUGGAGAUAGGGCUUUGUUGUUGCCUGGUGGUAGAGGUGGUAGAGGGAAUGCUUCGUUUAAGUCCGGGGCUAAUAAGGUGCCUAGGAUUGCUGAGAAUGGUGAAGAAGGUCCUGAAAUGUGGUUGGAAUUGGAGCUUAAAUUGGUUGCGGAUAUUGGGAUAGUGGGCGCUCCAAAUGCAGGAAAAAGCACUUUUCUGAGUGUUAUAAGUGCUGCUGAGCCAAACAUUGCAAAUUACCCCUUUACAACAUUACUUCCCAAUUUGGGUGUGGUUUCAUUUGAUUAUGAUGCUUCUAUAGUUGUGGCGGAUCUUCCUGGUUUACUUGAAGGAGCCCACCGAGGUUUUGGUUUGGGCCAUGAGUUUCUUAGGCAUACCGAAAGAUGUUCUGCUCUGGUACACAUUGUCGAUGGCUCGUCUCAACAACCAGAUUAUGAAUAUGACGCAGUUCGUCUAGAGCUGGAAAUGUUCAGUCCUGAAAUUGCUGAAAAGCCAUUUAUAGUUGCAUAUAACAAAAUGGAUCUUCCUGAAGCAUAUGAAAACUGGAAAUCAUUCCAAAAGAACUUACGUUCACGUGGGAUUGAACCUUUUUGCAUUAGUGCAUUGAAUAGAGACGGAACACGAGAACUGAUAACCGCUGCUUAUGAGCUUGUACGGCAAGGAAUUGAAGACAAAAAGGAUGAAAGUUGGAGAGAUCCGGUACAGUUCAGUCAUGUGGCUGAAAUGGUGAAAAAGCAACGAACUGCUCCCAUUAAUGAAUUUGAGAUCUCACAUGAUAGUUCUUCCGACACAUGGCAUAUUGAAGGAGCGGGAUUGCAACGAUUUGUCCAAAUGACAAACUGGAAGUAUAUGGAUUCUGAUAGAAGAUUCCAGCACGUGCUAGAGGCAUGUGGCGUUAACAAGUCUUUAAUUAAGCGUGGUGUGAAGGAAGGUGAUACAGUCAUCAUUGGCGAGAUGGAGAUGGUGUGGCACGAUUCUCCGAACAAUUCUGGUCCGAACAGGAAACAGUCAACAGAAUCAGUCAAAUGGGCUAAUUGGAAAUGAUCCAUGUGAGCUUCAAGAUUUUAAAAUAGUCAAAGGUGCUGGUUAUUUAUAUAGUGCCUCAAUGAUGCUGGUUGCAGAUACAAGAUGAUCUAUAGAUGACGAGAUCUGCAGUUCAUGUAAAAGUUAAUGGUGUCCUGUUUUUCCCUUGCACAUACAUGCAUCUUUUGUUGUAUUAGUUAGGUUAAUGCUGUACUCUUAUGAAUAUAUAUUUUUCAUAUAGAAUACCAAAAUACCCCUUUAGCCAUCUAUCAGAUCUUUUUUGUCUCCAGGAGGUGCAGAGGGUAAAAUAUAACAUCCACCGACACGCUAGCAUUAGUUUGUAACGGGUUAUGUCGUUUGGGUCUAUUGGGUCAUCGUACUAUCUAUUUAUGUAUCAUAUUCAAGAAUUUAUAUUUACACAAAAAUUGCGAAAAUGCAAUAAUGACAAGAAGCUCAACGAAUACCGUCAUUUGACAAA
Molecule: messenger RNA, 2413 nt
Organism: Erigeron canadensis
Lineage: Eukaryota; Viridiplantae; Streptophyta; Magnoliopsida; Asterales; Asteraceae
Product: GTP-binding protein OBGC, chloroplastic
Exons: 7
Coding region: 28-1956 (642 amino acids)
Cellular component (GO): mitochondrion
Molecular function (GO): GTP binding; magnesium ion binding; GTPase activity
Source: RefSeq, a predicted model, not a curated record